Molecule: messenger RNA, 636 nt
Organism: Durotheca rogersii
Lineage: Eukaryota; Fungi; Ascomycota; Sordariomycetes; Xylariales; Xylariaceae
Product: phospholipid methyltransferase
Exons: 4
Coding region: 1-636 (211 amino acids)
Biological process (GO): phosphatidylcholine biosynthetic process
Molecular function (GO): S-adenosylmethionine-dependent methyltransferase activity
Source: RefSeq, a predicted model, not a curated record
AUGGCGCCGCUCGAAGCUCCCGCCACCAAGCUGGUUGAUCUCAGCCAGAUAAGCCUUUUCGUCUCGGCUGGCUCCAUCGCCUUCAACCCACUCUUUUGGAACAUCAUUGCCCGGCAAGAAUAUCACAAUAAGAUACUCACCAAGCUCUUUGGCGGCCGCUCGCAAGCUGCUUGCUACGCCUUGGCCGCCACCAUCUUCUCUCUCGGGCUCGUUCGAGACUUCCUGUACGAGCGCGCCCUCCGCCAGCAGCCGUCGUACCCCCUGCUGGAGCUGGACGAGGUCAAAUACCUGGCCUACGGCUUGAUAGCUGCCGGCAACGUCCUGGUGCUGUCGUCCACUUGGGCGCUGGGCGUCACGGGCACGUUCCUGGGGGACUACUUCGAAAUCCUCAUGGACGACAUCGUGACCGGCUUCCCCUUCAACAUCACGGACGCGCCCAUGUACAACGGCUCGACGUGCUCCUUCCUGGGGGCGGCAUUGCUGUACGGCAAACCCGCCGGGAUCCUGCUGACGGCCUGGGUCUUCGUCGUCUACCAGAUUGCGCUCAAGUACGAGAACCCGUUCACGGCCGAGAUAUACGCAAAGAGGGAAAGAGAACGUGCCGCAGGAAAGGAGGCUAGCAAGAAGUCGCAGUAA